GUGUCAUGGCGUCCUCCUUCUGCAGGAUUCUGCUUUUCUCCAACAGAUUGUGAAGCAAUUUUCUUCUAACCCCCCAAAUAUUUAGCAACGUCAACUUCACAGCGCACGUUAGCACAAAGUAUGGGUACCGUUCAUGCCAGGAGCCUCGACCCUCUACCUAUGCAGGGGCCAGAGUUAGGCGUUCAUGCCGAUGAUAUCGAGACCCCUGAAGUUGAACAGGAUUCAAAGCAAGAAGUCCUUGAAAAUAAGGAUGUUAUAGUUCAACGUGUACACAUAGAUGGACUUGGAAGAACAAAGGAGGACCUCUUGACUUAUGAAAUUGCUGAAGUUUUCAGGGCAAAGAACUUAAUUGAUGUAAUGAAGAAGUCCCAUGAAGCCAGACAGAGACUGCUGCGUCUUGGUAUCUUCAGAAAAGUGGAAGUUGUCAUUGACGUCUCACAAGGUGUGGAUGCUCUUCCUAAUGGCCUGGAUGUGACGUUCGAGGUGAGGGAGCUGAGAAGGAUGACAGGUAGCUACAACACGAUGGUUGGCAACAACGAAGGAAGUAUGGUACUUGGACUGAAGCUUCCCAACGUAUUUGGUCGAGCAGAGAAACUGACCUUCCAGUUCUCCUAUGGCACCAAAGAGACCUCCUAUGGCCUGUCCUUCUUCAAACCCCAACCAGGACACUUCGAACGCAACAUCUCAGUCAACCUGUACAAAGUAACUGGGCAGUUUCCAUGGAGUUCGCUGAGGGAGACUGAUAGAGGCAUCUCCACAGAAUUUAGUUUUCCUGUGUGGAAGACCAACCAAACCCUGAAAUGGGAGGGUGUGUGGAGAGAGCUGGGCUGUCUGGCUCGCACAGCUUCUUUUGCCGUCAGAGAGGAGAGCGGCCACUCUCUCAAGUCUUCACUCUCGCAUGCCAUGGUCAUUGACACCAGAAACUCCUCCAUCCUCCCUAGGAAAGGUGGCCUACUGAAGAUUCAUCAGGAGUUGGCCGGCUACACUGGGGGAGACGCCAGCUUCCUGAAGGAGGACUUUGAGAUACAGUUGAACAGAACACUUUUCUGGGACUCGGUCCUCUCUGCCUCACUGUGGGGUGGAAUGCUUCUACCUAUUGGUGACAAGGCAACAUCCAUAGCCGACAGGUUCUACCUUGGUGGUCCCACCAGUAUCAGAGGAUUCAGUAUGUAUAGUAUUGGCCCGCAGAGUGAAGGUGACUAUCUGGGUGGGGAAGCCUACUGGGCCGGAGGCCUCCAUCUCUAUACCCCUCUACCCUUCAGACCAGGCAGGGGGGGAUUUGGCGACCUCUUCAGAACUCACUUUUUCCUCAAUGCGGGGAACCUGUGUAACCUCAACUAUGGUGAGGGUCCACAGGCACACUUGAAGAAACUGGCAGAGUGCAUCCGUUGGUCAUACGGUGUGGGUAUUUUGCUACGUCUGGGAAAUAUUGCCAGACUGGAGCUCAACUACUGCAUUCCUAUGGGAGUACAGAGUGGAGACAGGAUAUGUGAUGGGGUCCAGUUUGGAGCAGGUAUCCGGUUCCUAUGAAUGCUAUCCUGUUCCUUGGAUUUGGAGUCUGCUUCUGUUUUACAUAAAGGACAUUUUAUCUGAAGAGGGAGCUGCCUGUACAGAAACAGUAUUGCCAUGCAUAGGACAACUACAACCAAACUAAUGUGUAUGGGAAAGUAUAUUGUUGAUACACGUCUACAAACAAUGUAAGAAAGAAAAAAAACACACACACACA
Molecule: messenger RNA, 1726 nt
Organism: Lampris incognitus (smalleye Pacific opah)
Lineage: Eukaryota; Metazoa; Chordata; Actinopteri; Lampriformes; Lampridae
Gene: samm50
Product: SAMM50 sorting and assembly machinery component
Exons: 15
Coding region: 121-1530 (469 amino acids)
Biological process (GO): mitochondrial respiratory chain complex assembly; protein insertion into mitochondrial outer membrane
Cellular component (GO): SAM complex; outer membrane
Source: RefSeq, a predicted model, not a curated record